GUCCUGUACCCUGUAACUAUGAAGGCCACAUAUGUGCUACUUUGCGUGGGUCUGGUUGUUCUUCCUGCUACAAUCUGUCAGUCUCCUGCUGAACGUGACUCUUACACAGAGUGUACAGAUGGCUAUGAGUGGGACGUGCAGACUCAACUCUGUCGAGACAUAAACGAGUGUGAGACUAUACAGCAGGCUUGUCAGGGAGAGAUGAAAUGCUUUAAUCAUUAUGGUGGUUACCUGUGCCUUCCUCACUCUGCCUCCGUGAUCACUGCACCUGAGCCCUCCAGCCAAUCAGAGCCCAGUGUUCAUGUGGAGCGUAACGAGGCCUUUAACCCCUGUCCUGUAGGCUACAGGGCUCAAGGAGAUACCUGCGUGGACAUUGAUGAGUGUGAAUUGGACAUGCAUGACUGUCAGCCCAGCCAGGAAUGCAUCAACACUGUGGGUACCUACACCUGUCAGUGCCCUGACGGCUACAGCAAGAUUGGCAUAGAGUGUGUGGAUAUCGACGAGUGCAGGUACAGGUACUGUCAGCAUCGCUGCGUGAACAUGCCAGGAUCUUUCUCUUGUGAAUGUGAGCCUGGCUUCCAAUUGGCGGGAAACAACAGAUCCUGUGUUGAUGUAAAUGAGUGUGAGAUGGGAGCACCUUGUCAACAAAGAUGUUACAACAGUUAUGGUACGUUCCUGUGUCGCUGUGAUCAAGGCUAUGACCUGGGACCCGAUGGCUUCUCAUGCAAUGAUAUUGAUGAGUGCAGCUAUUCCAGUUUCCUGUGCCAGUUUCAGUGUGUGAACGAGCCUGGAAGAUUCUCCUGUGUUUGUCCAGAAGGUUACGAGCUAGUAGGAACACGACUCUGCCAGGAUGUGAAUGAGUGUGAGACAGGCACUCAUCAGUGUGGGGAGGGACAGGUCUGUGUGAACAUCCAUGGUGGACAUCAGUGUGUCAACUCCAACCGCUGCCAGGACCCCUACGUCCAGGUCUCAGAGAAUCAUUGUAUAUGUCCAGUGGUGAAGCCAGAGUGUCGUGACCUGCCCUUCUCCAUUGUGCAUCGAUACAUGAGCAUCACCUCCGAACGCUCGGUUCCCUCUGACAUCUUCCAGAUCCAGGCCACCAGCGUCUAUCCUGGAGCCUACAACUCCUUCCGCAUUCGUUCUGGAGAUGAAAAUGAAGAAUUCUACAUACGGCAGAAGUAA
Messenger RNA from Sinocyclocheilus anshuiensis, 1182 nucleotides. Its product is annotated as EGF-containing fibulin-like extracellular matrix protein 2. Gene Ontology annotation, molecular function: calcium ion binding. NCBI's taxonomy places the organism in Eukaryota, Metazoa, Chordata, Actinopteri, Cypriniformes, Cyprinidae. The coding region runs from base 19 to 1182 and encodes 387 amino acids. The record is from RefSeq and is a predicted model, not a curated record. The transcript has 10 exons.